This is a messenger RNA of Tetrahymena thermophila SB210, 357 nucleotides long. RefSeq lists its product as hypothetical. The record is from RefSeq and is a predicted model, not a curated record. NCBI's taxonomy places the organism in Eukaryota, Ciliophora, Oligohymenophorea, Hymenostomatida, Tetrahymenidae. The transcript has a single exon.
AUGAAAUGCGCUUUUUUUAGGAGAAGAAUGAAAAAUUAUUUGGUUUGCUUGUUCUAUUGCAUAUAAAAAUAUAUUCGAUUGGAUCGGGAUUUCUUUGUUUUGGAUUGUUUGAUUAGGAAAAGGAAACAAAAGAGAGAAAGAAAGAAUUUGCAAAGAAAGAUCAAAGAAAAAUAAAUUUGUAUGUUAUUUAAAUAAACAAAAUCAAUGAAAAGAAAAAGAUAUGUUUCUUUUCUGAGCUAAUUUAUUAAAUUUUCAUGCAAUUAGAUUUAUUAGUCUAAAAGUAGCAUGUCGUAUCAGUUAAUAAUUGAUAAAAACAAAUUUAUGAAUUUGAUCAAGCGAUUUCUAUCGUAAAUGUGA